GGUCUCCUAGCCCGGAAAGGACCUGACUUCCCGGAGGCGGCAAAUCCGGAGGAUCCGCGCCUGCCUUCAUGCUGCCCGCGGGCUGCUCGCGCCGGCUGGUGGCCGAGCUGCGGGAUGCCCGGGACGCCUGCGCCGAGCGACAGCGGCAGCUGGAGCGGAGCCUGUGUGUCUCCCGCCGGCUGCUGCGGACCUGGGAACCAGUCGAGACGCCGGCUGCGGAGCCAGCCCCAGGGCCAGAACCUAAUGAAGAGGCCCCGCCUCCCGCAUGCACACCCAGCCCUCAAGAACUCAAGGAGCUGGAGCUUCUGACCCAGGCACUGGAGAAGGCUGUACGGGUGAGAAAAGGCACGUCUAAGGCUGGAGAAAGACACAAGGCCCUCAGCCUCAAGUCUGGGUCCGCUGCCGCUUCUGCCACCACAGCCUCUGCCCCGUCCCGGGCCUCCAGCCAGGCUGGCAGUCGAGCCUCAGAGACAAAACCACCCAGGGGCGCCCACCAGACCACGGUGCCUGCCAGGGGCCUCCCUGAGUGCAGGCUUCCAUCAGUGGGGGAUCGCACCCAUAUGGGGAGAGGAACCCGAGCCACCAAGCCUGGACCAGACCUCAGGGACCAACAGAUACCCCCAUCGGUUGCUCCUCAGGCCCCAGAAGCUUUCACACUGAAGGAGAAGGGCAUCCUGCUGAAGCUACCUAUGGCCUACAGGAAAGCGGCUUCCCAGAACUCCCGCCUGUGGGCCCAGUUCAGCUCUACACAGACCAGUGACUCCAGGGAUGCUGCUACCACGGCCAAAACCCAGUUCCUCCAGAAAAUGAAGAUGACGUCAGGCUGGCCCGGCUCUGGGCUCAGUGCUGCAGAGGCAGAGGCGGAGGUGGGGCUCCUGCAGAAGGCCUGCUCCCUGCUGAGACGGCGAAUGGAGGAAGAGCUCUCGGCAGACCCUGCUGACUGGAUGCAGGAGUACCACUGCCUGCUUACCCUGGAGGGGCUGCAGGCCAUCACGGGGCAGUGCCUCCACAGAGUGCAGGGGCUGCGUGCAGCGGUGGCGGGACAGCAGCUGGGGCCAUGGCCUGAGGGGAGAUGCCCCAGAGCCUCAGUGCCCUGUGAAGGAAGAACAGACCCUAGCUGGAGCCCCCAGCUUCUUCUCUACUCCAGCACCAAGGAGCUGCAGACUCUGGCGGCCCUCAGGCUGCGGGUGGCCAUGCUAGAGCAGCAGAUCCACCUGGAAAAGGUCCUGAUGGCUGAACUCCUCCCACUGGUGAGCACACGGGACCCACAGGGGCCAUCCUGGCUGGUGCUUUGCCGAGCUGUGCAUAGCCUGCUCUGUGAGGGAGGGGAGCGCUUCCUCACCAUCCUUCGAGAUGAACCUGCCGACUGAGCUCUUCCCAUGGCCAGCAGCCCUGUACCUUGCCCCCUUCCCAGGCCGCCGGACCCCGGCAGGAGGGUGAGCUCGUUCUGACCCAGACGACUGGGAGAGCAGUACCCUAUUAGGUGAACGGGGAUUGAGAGGAUUUUUGAUGUGGUGGGCCUGGGGGCCCAGAGAUGGCUAUACCCCCCUGGGAAACCAGGGUUCCCCGGGUGGAUUGGGGACAGCCCCCUGGAUCUUCUUGAGGAGCCCAGGGCCCCAAAGCUAGUGGUCAGGCCUCCGCUUGGCUUGGCCUGGCCUUCUGCAGGCUUGGAGACCAGAGGCCUGCUGGGCUUUUUUCUUAGCUACCUCUGUUUUUUCUUGCUUCAGACUUACAAGCCGCUUGUGUGACAUUAAAACUACUUUAGAAAGUAUAUGUGUAAGAUGGAACUUGGUGUGUUUGGUUU
Molecule: messenger RNA, 1804 nt
Organism: Mirounga angustirostris (Northern elephant seal)
Lineage: Eukaryota; Metazoa; Chordata; Mammalia; Carnivora; Phocidae
Gene: TEDC2
Product: tubulin epsilon and delta complex 2
Exons: 10
Coding region: 69-1370 (433 amino acids)
Source: RefSeq, a predicted model, not a curated record